Molecule: messenger RNA, 839 nt
Organism: Saccostrea cuccullata (small rock oyster)
Lineage: Eukaryota; Metazoa; Mollusca; Bivalvia; Ostreida; Ostreidae
Exons: 5
Coding region: 105-839 (244 amino acids)
Source: RefSeq, a predicted model, not a curated record
CCAUAUUGAAUCUAGCUAUUCUCCAAACACGGAGGCCGCCCAGACCUGAUGAUUACGGCGGCUUCUUUUUGAUGUAAGCACUGUAUCCAAGGCGUAUUCCAAACAUGAGAGAAGGCAAGACUCUCACCACAGAAACUUUGAUAUUUCUCUUUGGAACCUCCUUUAUAACAACUUUUCUUCUCAUUGUGUGCGUAUGUUUUCGAAGAAAAUCUAAACGUGCAGAUAGAGGAUCAAAGGUGCUAUCAAUUGAAGACAACACUGUGUGGCGGUCAGCCGGGUUCGAUCGCCGGUGGCCAGAUAGCUCAUUCGGUAGAGCACCUGACCGGAGUUUCAGGGGGCCCGGGUUCGAAUCCCGGUCUGGUCCGCUGCAUUUUCUCCUCUCCCGUUACAUGUGGUGCCGUGACCAGGAUUUGGAAUUGACAGGUGAAAGACCUGCCAGGGAUGAGCCUGGGUUGGGGUCCUUGGAGGGCCAAAGACCUUUAAGGAGGGAGGAAUGUGGCGGUCAGCCGGGUUCGAUCGCCGGUGGCCAGAUAGCUCAUUCGGUAGAGCACCUGACCGGAGUUUCAGGGGGCCCGGGUUCGAAUCCCGGUCUGGUCCGCUGCAUUUUCUCCUCUCCCGUUACAACUGCAAUACCGAAUCCUGAAACAUUUAACCAGAAUACUUUAAUAGGAGGAAACAUAUCAAGAAGAAGUCCACAACUUCCACAGAAUCUACCUGAUGUUGCUCCCUAUCAAGUAUUAUUGGAUGAGGGAAGGCAACAGAAUGGAAACGUUAAAGUUCCCCGUAGAAUUCUUCUCUGUCUGGAGAGCAUUAAAGGGGAGUUAAAUCCUAGUAGUUAA